This is a messenger RNA of Condylura cristata (star-nosed mole), 2736 nucleotides long. It is a transcript of the gene HIPK4, whose product is annotated as homeodomain interacting protein kinase 4. The record is from RefSeq and is a predicted model, not a curated record. Gene Ontology annotation, cellular component: nucleus; cytoplasm. Gene Ontology annotation, biological process: peptidyl-serine phosphorylation; peptidyl-threonine phosphorylation. Gene Ontology annotation, molecular function: protein serine/threonine kinase activity; ATP binding; protein tyrosine kinase activity. NCBI's taxonomy places the organism in Eukaryota, Metazoa, Chordata, Mammalia, Eulipotyphla, Talpidae. The coding region runs from base 1 to 1836 and encodes 611 amino acids. The transcript is spliced from 4 exons.
AUGGCCACCAUCCAGUCGGAGACUGACUGCUAUGACAUCAUCGAGGUGCUGGGCAAGGGCACCUUCGGGGAGGUGGCCAAGGGCUGGCGGCGGAGCACGGGCGAGAUGGUGGCCAUCAAGAUUCUCAAGAACGACGCCUACCGCAACCGCAUCAUCAAGAACGAGCUGAAGCUGCUGCGCUGCAUGAGGGGCCUGGACCCCGAGGAGGCCCACGUCAUCCGCUUCCUCGAGUUCUUCCACGACGCCCUCAAGUUCUACCUGGUCUUCGAGCUGCUGGAACAAAACCUUUUCGAAUUCCAGAAAGAGAACAACUUCGCGCCCCUCCCUGCCCGCCACAUCCGCACGGUCACCCUGCAGGUACUCAGGGCCCUGGCUCGGCUCAAGGAGCUGGCGAUCAUCCACGCUGACCUCAAGCCCGAGAACAUCAUGCUGGUGGACCAGACCCGCUGCCCCUUCCGCCCACAGGUGAUCGACUUCGGCUCCGCCAGCAUCUUCAGUGAGGUGCGUUACGUGAAGGAGCCGUACAUCCAGUCGCGCUUCUACCGGGCCCCCGAGAUCCUGCUGGGGUUGCCCUUCUGCGAGAAGGUGGAUGUGUGGUCGCUGGGCUGCGUCAUGGCCGAGCUGCACCUGGGCUGGCCCCUGUACCCGGGCAACAACGAGUACGACCAGGUGCGCUACAUCUGUGAGACCCAGGGCCUGCCCAAGCCCCACCUGCUGCACGCCGCCCGCAAGGCCCACCACUUCUUCAAACGCAACCCCCACCCCGAUGCCACCAACCCCUGGCAGCUCAAGUCCUCGGCCGACUACCUGGCUGAGACAAAGGUGCGCCCCCUGGAGCGCCGCAAAUAUAUGCUCAAGUCGCUGGACCAGAUCGAGACGGUGAACGGCGGCGGGGCGGCCAGCCGGCUGACCUUCCCGGACCGCGAGGCGCUGGCCGAACACGCCGACCUCAAGAGCAUGGUGGAGCUGAUCAAGCGCAUGCUGACGUGGGAGUCCCACGAGCGCAUCAGCCCCAGCUCGGCCCUGCGCCACCCCUUCGUGUCCAUGCAGCAGCUGCGCAGCGGCCACGAGGCCACCCGCUACUACCAGCUCUCCCUGCGCGGCUGCCGCCUCUCGCUGCAGGUGGAAGGCAGGAACCCCGCGCCCGCGGCGGCCGCCGUGGAGGACGCGCCCCCCUACUACGGCCUGGCCGAGGAGGAGGAGGCCGUGGGCGUGGGCAGCGGGUCCUUCUUCCGUGAGGAGAAGGCGCCGGGCAUGCAGAGGGCCAUCGACCAGAUGGACGACCUCAGUCUGCAGGAGGCGGGGCGUGGGCUGUGGGGCGAGACCCGGGCCGAUGGCGUGCCCGACGUGCUAGCCCCGCUCAAGGUGGCCGCCACUGGCCGCCGAGCGCCGGACGCCGGCCCCGAGCCCAUCCUGGCCUUCUACGGCAGCCGCCUGGCGGGCCGCCACAAGGCCCGCAAGACCCCUGCGGGUUCCAAGUCUGACUCCAACUUCAGCAAUCUCAUCCGGCUGAGCCAGGCCUCGCCCGAGGAUGACGGGCCCUGCCGGGGCGGCUGGGCCGAAGGGGAGCGCUGCGGGGCCUCGGCCGAGCCGCCCGCCAUCCAGCAGCGGGACGGGGACGGGCCCGACGUCAAGGACAUGGCCAUGGAGGCGGAGAGGCCAGGCCCUGAGCUCUUCGACCCCAGCAGCUGUUCUGGGGAGUGGCUGAGUGAGCCAGAAUGGACCCUGGAGAGCGUCAGGGGGCCACGGGCUCAGGGCCUCCCGCCCCGCCACACCCACGCGCACGGUCCGCCCCGAGCCACCAGCUUUCUGCAGCAUGUCGGUGGGCACCACUGACGGUGACCCCACCCCUCCCCGUCACGGGGGCUGAGCUAGCUGGGCUGGCAUCCCCUCAGAGCCAUGCCCGAACCCACAGAUUAUUCUUACAGAAAUAGAGUUAUCCAGAAUUCCCCGUUACCCUCUUGACCCGUAGCGCCUGCCUGCACACAUACCCCAGCCACAGGAGGGCCGUGGGAGUCAGGCCCGUGGCCCCCUCAACCAGAGGGGCGCAGGAGGGGCUACACCCUGCUGGCCCUGAGCACACCCUCGGCCCCACUGCCUCUGCUGUUUCAAUAAAGAACUGUUCAGUCCCGCUCACACCUGCCAUCCCUGCCUGAGCUCUAGACAGCAGCUGGGGGACGGGGGUUCACGCUGGCACCCAGGCCCUGCUGGGACACGCCGUGUCCGUCAGCCACUGGCCCAGGCGGGGGCUGGGCUGCCUGGUACUUCGAGGGAAAGGCUGUGCUUGGCGCACGGCCCGUCCCCCCCAAGUGCUUGGCCCUUGGCUCCGAGAAUCCACCCCCAGAACACUCUCAGCCUCGCAGGUGCCAGCUCGCCAAAUGUCAAGGUCUCGGCGUCCGGCGGCCUGAACGCGCCAGCUUACGGACUCGGCACGCCCUCAUCCACGCCUGGGCCGCGCUGUGUGCAAAUCCCCUUGGCAGGGGGAUGCUCACGCUUCUUGGGGCAGGAGCCAACGUCCCAGCCCGUGAGCCCCCACCCUUGGGAGGUGGCCGGGGUCCAGCGUGUGCUCGUUGGGUAAAAACACACAGGCCACGAGAGCUCAGCUCAUGCCGACGGACGGCGCAUGCAGGCCCGUGGCGCUGUGCGACACCCUUGCUGGCUGUGCUCAGGGCUCGGCACACGCGGUCACGUGCUGAGGGCUCGGGACAGACGUGGCCACGCGGCCCGUGGCCAGGG